Molecule: messenger RNA, 21808 nt
Organism: Odontomachus brunneus
Lineage: Eukaryota; Metazoa; Arthropoda; Insecta; Hymenoptera; Formicidae
Gene: east
Exons: 7
Coding region: 437-7108 (2223 amino acids)
Source: RefSeq, a predicted model, not a curated record
AGCGGUCGCCGCUGCCGCCGCGCCGUAGCUCUCAUUUUCACGGCGGCGUCGCGACGCUGCCGGCGGUGCGCGCGUGUUCCUUUUUUUUUCCUUCGGAGUCGCGGCCGAACACGCGUCGUGCCGUGUAGUGCACGCCGCGCCACGGUCCUCUAGUUUGUUAUUUCUACCGGGUGAAUCGCAGGCGCGCGCCGCGCGCAGGGUUGCACUUUGCGGUGAAGUAACGCGCGCACGGCAUUAGCGCAAACAGGCUAUGCGCCUGGGAGAGGUCGCGCGGUUGGGCCGCCAGGUGGCGGUAGGCUGAAAACAGUAGGACGGCGUACACCCUGCAACGGGACCGUCUUUUUCACGGGGAUUGUCGUCCGCGUUUUCUCGCGAUCACCACGGACCUACGGCAGGAUUUUCGGCCCCCGAGGAGCCCAAUGUGGGUGGAAGUGAGAUGGCAUCCAGGGAAAAGAAACCCUUAGCGCCUUCCAAACUGAAACAGAAGGCGAGUAGUGACUCUGGCUUGCCAUCCAAUGAGGUCAAGAAUAAAAAGGGCAAAUCUUUGCCAAGUAUAAAGCAGCAGCAACUUGCGCGAGAGAUUUUUGAUACGGUAGCAACAGGUAAUCAGCUCUCAGCUAAACUAGAGGCGAGCUUGCCACGCAAGAAGGCUCUGAAAACUCUGAAGCGCAAACAGAACUUGAGAGUAGCCAAGGCAAAUCUCAUCAAGUCCAAGGUUACUAAAAAGGUGACAAACAAGAAUAUACGCGGGAUACCUUCUAACGUGAAGAAGGCUGUGAAAGCAAGGAGAGUUAAGCAGUGCGAAGAAUCAACCGUCAGAUCAAUUGGUAUUGCUCUGAGGCUUUCGGAGAGUCAGACAAACAGCGGUGACAACGAAGGCAAAGGAACUGAAACACCAAGUAAAAGUGCCAAGAACAAUCUCAGGACCAAGAAGACCAAAUCUACAUCUUCAAGGAGUGUAGGGGAAUCAGGAAACGAAGACGUACAGGACACAGAGGAGGCCAGUGUCGCAGCCAGCACAAAGAGUAGCCCUAAACUUGGCAAGAAAAAAGCAAUAGAGAGCACUGACUCUUUAUCCAAGAGUGCCAAAACAGCAAAGUCGGCGAGCCUGAAGAAAAAUAGCAUCAAGGACAUUGUUGUAAAAGUAACAGAGCAAAGUGACAGCAAGGGUGCUAAGGGCAAGAAGAGCACUGGCAAGGAAUCAGAUUGUGGUAAUAGCGUCAAAAGCAAUACUAGCAUUGAAAAAGUGACAAAAGUCGUUUUGGAUAAUAAGAGUUCUAUUGAUCUUACUAUAGACGCAGUUAUUGCCUCAAUGUUGAGUGACUCUGAGACUGACAGUCAGCAAAGCGUCACGGAGAAGAUUGAGGGAAAGAUAACGAGAAGUAGGAAGAUGUUGGUGGACGAGAAUAUCGCCGCCGACGUUGAAGUCAAGAAGGAGCCUGAUACCGAGGACACGAAGGUGACGUCAGAUGGGGAAUGUACAGAGGCGGAUCAAGGACUUCAUCUGCAGAACGCGAUCCAGUUGAGGAAGAGAUCGUCGAAGUUACCAUCGCUCAACCACCCGAUCGACCAAGUAUUUCAGAGCAGCUUGCGAAAUGGCAAGCAACGUCAUUUGUCAGAUUCGGGAAAUUCCACCUCGGAUCUCGAUCCCAGAAGACGUAGACUCAAUUCAGACGGGCCUCCUGUUUCAGAUAAUUCGAUAGAACAUAUCUCAGAAUGCGGUGUAAAUAUGGACUCUUGCUUGUCGGAUCCUAGCUGCAACGAAUCUCAGACCACCGUAGCGUCGACUAAGGAGGACGUUUGCUCGACGAAGGAUGACGAUGUGUCCAAGAACUUCGAUGAGAACGCUGAGACCGCAUCGGAAAUCGAGAAUAACAAUAACAGCGAUCGCAUGGACAGAACGGGCGAGAUAGGGCCGACACUGCGUUCCAAGACCAAGACAAAAAGUACGGAGAAUGAAGCAACGAAGGACGACAAUGCCAAGGCGGAGGACACGUGGGUAUCAUCGAAAUGCGUAGACGCGCAGGACGAUUCAAAGAAACUUAAUAAUUUAGACCAAGCUAGAAAAGACAGUAUUUUAGCGAAGCUCGGAGAUAAACCUAAAGGCCGUAGAAAUAGUUUAAACAUAGAUAUGAAGAAGACCGUUAACUCUUUUUACAAUGCAGACAAAUCGGACACUGCUCCGAAGGCGCCGAUAGAUAAAAUUAUAGAAGGCAUUAAAUUAACUAUCGUCAAGUCCAUCGAGGACAAGAUCUAUCGUCCCGGGUUGAGCAAGAACUUCGAUAUGCCCAAGAGUGAGGAAGUGAUUGCACCACUCAGCACGGAGUCUCAGAAGUUGGGACUGGAGGAGAACACCGACGAGGACAAGUCCAUCGUUACGGAAAACGAAAGCACAUCAGAGAGCUCGGAAAAUUCAGUACCAAAAGUGGCCGAUACUGCCAAAGAGAUUGAGAAACUAGUCAUGUUUGAUAUUGAAGAAGCAGAGACACAUUCGCAGAACACUCAAGAGAAUAAAGCCUCUGGUAGCGACAGAAUUCACGAUGUACAUAAUACCUGCGAGUCUACGUGUAAUAUAAGUAGUAAUAGUGGCACAUCUUGCAACAACGUGAAUGAGUCCGAGGCGGGAAGCGUUGGCUGUAGUACGGCCAACGACACAUCGACCAAUAUCAGCGAUAACGAUUCCAAGUUAUCGGACGAAAACAAGAAGGCCGUCACUAUUACCCGCAAAUCCCCGAGGAUCAGUGACAAAAGUUCCGACAGCGCUGGCAAUUCCGAGACGAGGAAAUCGAAUAGAACACCGAACAAAGUAGCCUCGAAGUUGGACAAUGCGGACGUGGACACGCAGAAACCUUCGAACGAGGACAUAGUUGCUUGCGACUCGCCGAAAGAGGACACGGUGUCUCACCAGCAUUCGGAUGAUAACGCCGUAUCCUCGCCGAUACCUGCAUCUUCUGAGCAAACAGAAGAGAGCUUGCCAGAAGAACACUCGCAAACGAGGAGCACGGAAGAGUCGGAAACUGAAAUCUCUCUGAACGUUUCCGGUGACUCGGAGGAGUCGGAAACGCUGGAAAGUAUAUCGCGCGAGGUGGAGAGACUAGUAGCGGGAGAUCAAGUUGUUAGGUCGCCGUCGAGCCCUGCGAACGACGCUACGCAGAGCGAAGAGGUGACUCUCGAUGUGAAAGACGAGGAACACGAGGUUCCAAAUAAACACGAAGCAUCUGCUUGUCGCGAUGACAAUUUCACGACGUCGGGAUCAGCGGCCGACGUCGCGAACGAGACGUCGAGCAAGAAUCGUGCGGAUGGGAAACCUGUCGACGCGACUGAAACGUUAAAGGAGAAUGAUGCUCCCGAUGAGACGGCGCAAGACGUGAAGCAUCAUAAGACUAGCAAUAAUCCCUCGUCAACCACCACAAACUGUGAUUCAAAUAGUGAAUGUAGCUCUGUAAAUCCUGUGCCUACACAUACGUGCACUUCCGGUCGGCGGGAGGCCGACGAGACCGAGGAGGGUGGCAAGCCCGAUCAAGAUAGCAGCAAUUGCAAGGAGGCCAGCAAGCCCAAUAACAACUCAGUCGCGAAUUGUGAUACGACAAGAAAUACGGACGAGAAUGUCUUGAAUCAAAAAUCAGGACACAGCGACACAGCCGCUCCGAUAGCGGACGAGAGCAAUAAGUCGUCCGAUGAGCAGAAGCCAGUCAACGAUGAAAAAAACAGGAGAGUGUUGCGGGCCCGCGACAAGCAGAAGAAGGUUGAGAGCAGGCAAGCGAGUCGCAGCCUGUCGCGCGAACAUAUCGACAACAACGUGAAGGUCAAGACGGAAGUUCAGAAUACGAGUGUGGACAAGGUAGACGUCGACGAAGUGCAAGAUUCGACGCUGGACGAGACGAGCGUGCCUGAGAGCUCCCAGAAAACGGAAGACACGAGCGACUCGCAGAACAAUAACGAGGAUGUUGAUUCCCUCGAGCCACAGAGUCGCACUCGUCGCAGUAGAGACGGCAAGAGACGCAGGGAGGACCCGCCACCUCUGACAAGUGGUUUGAAGGCAAAGCGCACCAAGCGAGACCUGCGAAAAUCCGAUCAGCAGAACAAGGAGGAGACGCUGCUGGACAACGAAGUUGCCAAGAUCAACGAGAACAACAGAUCCUUCCGCAAGUACGGCGGCAGCGCCGGGGAGCGCACAGCGGACAGCUUCUGCAGUUACUUCGAGGAGGGUGCGCAGGAUGGACUCGACAAGCUCGAGAAGAGCUCGAACUUGCGCAGCAAGUCGGAGAAUGAUCUUACGAUCGCCGUCGACGAAGCCGGCAAGAACGAGGAGCGGCUGUCGCGCAAUCUGUCCGAGAAUCACGUGUCGAAACGGGACGACGAUGUGGACCUCUUGGCGAACGCGUGCAAGACCCUCAAGACGCCGGAGGCGAACGCGCAGAAAGACUUUGACGAAGCCUCCACGUCCGGCGAGUCGUCGAACAGCGGCACACCGAAGAUACUGGAAACGCCCGAGGACAAAGCGAAGAAGGAAUCGAUCUUGCGUGUUCUGGGCUUGGAGUCUCUGGAAAAGGCUGCCGAGCGGCUGAAUCAUCAGAAGGCGCGGAAGGAGCAGUACACGGGAACGCUGAAGACUAUCAUCAGAGUGCAAAAGGAGAAGGACAAGGACAAGAGGGGCUCGCGAUCACCCUUGAAAAUGGUUCUCAAGCAGCAAGGUCGCGGGGAUGGAGAAGGGGACUCACCCGAAUUCUACACCAUUCAAAAGGAGUUUGGAACCAGUGGUUUGGGAGAUAGCAGCUCUGAUGAAGAUAACGAGGAAGCUACGCCCAAGGAUCGUCAGUCACUUGUCAUUCCAGAGAAGUCCUCCUCCUUUUCUAUACACCCUGAGCGCUUGUGCGCCGACGUCUGUUGCUACUGCUUUGGGAAAUUCGGUUCUCUCGACACGCCAAUGCAUCUAGCCCAGAUGAAGUCUGACGAGAGGCGUAAAAAGAUCUUGAACAUAGAGAGACACCUUACGAAAGACUCGUGUCUAUGCGACGCUUGCUAUCGUCAUGUUGAUAGAAAGGCAAACACUAGCCCAACAAACAUGCAGCAGAAACCGCCGAAACAGCAUAGGCAGCUGAUGGUAUUGAAGUGUUCGGCUCGCGAAUGCAGAGAUCCAGCGCGGCAUAACGUCAAACGCCGUUGGUUACUCAAGAUAAAACUUGGUCUCCAAAAUCAGGUUGACAUUGACUGGGAGUCGAGUCAACACACCUCAAUGUCUUUCUGCGUAAAUCAUUAUGGUAAAAUCGAGCGCUUCUUAACGUGCGCGUUAUGCAAACGACGAUUGGUUCGCAACCAUACUCAUCAGCUGGCUAAUGCGGAGAUCGACGAACUGAAUCAAUUAGUUGCCCAGCAAGGAAUCCCCGUCAUAUUAGCGGCAGGCACAUUCGUCUGCAAAUUGUGCCGCUAUUUCACGCAAUUGCAUCUAAAGUACAAAGACGUGGACAAUAUGAACACGAAUAGCAGGAGCUUUUUCAAAAGUUACCGAAAGAGGAUUUUACAUUAUCACGACAUCGAAGUGCCCGAGUUCGAGGACGACGACACAGUGCAAAGUCAGACGAAAGACAAGGACAAGCGCAAGAAAUCUGCCAAGGGCGCGCAAUCCAAGAACUCCAAGUCACCGGAUCGUACGAUAAACUCGACGUCGGAGAAGUCGAUACCAGAACUGAGCAAGGGUGAAGGCGGCGCGAAUGAGAUGGACACGGAGAAUCGCACCGGCGCAAAGGCGAGUGUAAGCGACGAGACUGUCACGGAGGCUCAAUACUUCGGCCUCGACAGGGCUGUGGAGAAUCUGAAGAAGCGCAAGCUACUCGACCUGCAUACGUCAUACACGACGACGGAGUCGCCGGUGUCCUCGUGCGGCGAUGUUUCGAACGAUGUGGAGGAAAUUCUCGCGAUGGACAAGGAGGUCACGCUGACGCGACUGCCGAAAAGGGCGAGGGCCAAUAACAACGAUAUCGCGCCUGUAGUGCAGAGACUCGGUGCAAACCCCUCCAUAAGCGUGCGUACGCUCUUCCCGGGCGAAGAGGAGAUGAAUCUGCACGCCAAGAUCGAGUUUGGCAACGUGCGCGAGAUCACGCCGCAGGGCUGGGAGAAGUGUGCCACUAUGAUCCAAUACGAUCGCGACACCAAGCUGCUCUGGCAAGAGCUGCAGAGACCGUACGGUAACCAGAGUUCCUUCCUCCGGCAUCUGAUCCUACUGGAGAAGUACUACCGAUCCGGCGAUCUGAUACUGGCGCCGAACGCCUCGCGGAACGCGAUCAAUUACUCCACAUCGGUGCAGAAUAGACUGAUAUCCUAUGAGGGCCCGGAGAAGAUGGAUGAGCCGAUAAUGGAGCCGAUCGGAGUCCCCUCGGAGUACACAAACUCGCGUCGUCUCAGCGGCGGCUAUAUGAUGGAAAAGGACAACAGAUUGCCGUCCUUACCCAGCACGAGCUCUUCGUCGAUGAAGCCGUCGACAUCGUCGUCGUUGCAUCCGACGGCAAAGGCGAGCUCGUCGCCGCCGCGGAUGCUCAAGCUCAACACGGGGGUGUCGAUUAUUAAGAAACCGCCGCCCAACCUGCAGCGAUUCAGCAGUCUGCCGUCCACCAGCACAGCGAACGGCGGCGUGAAGCGAAAAGAGGCGCAGAGACCGUCGUCCGCUGUCCUCGGCGGCAAGAUGUUUCACUAUAGUGAGGCGGACAUCAAGCGGCUGCAGACGAUGAAGCGGCAGAAGCAGUUCAACGAGAGGCCACCCAGCGGCCCGAUGGUCAGUGUUUCCAGCUCGCCGCCCGGUCUUAAGGCCGUCAGCCAGUACCAGAAGGCCCAACUCGUCCAGCACAACCAACAGUUCCAGCAGCAUCUGCGAAUGCAGCAAGAGAUGCUGAAUCGCCAGAGCCGUGGGGACUUUGAGCCGCUCAUCUGCGACAUGCGCAGCAGCGGGACGGCGAACGAGAACAGCUCGACGCAUAAUCUCAUACAAAAUCUUAACCUGCCCAAAUCGAUUCAAGUCACGACCAAGCCAUCCAAUCCGAUCCCGAUUUUGCCGAAAAUUCCGAAAUCGCUGACGGUGAUACCACAGACCGUCACAAGACCCGUCGACAAAUGAGAAAGAACGAACGCGGGAGAUGUAAGUAAAUAGACGACGAAUAUGCAGUUCUUUUUUGUCUUGUGUUUUCGCGGCGGACGAACGAUCGGUCUUACGUUAUGCGCGCGGAAGAGCGCGGCUUGCUACGCGAGUGCCGAUAUCAAUCGGACCUCUCGAAAUCGUCGCCAAAGCGCGUGAUCAACGCUAUACAUGAUCAAUUUGCCUUACGUGAGCGCAUCGCAAUAUGCACUUACCGAGCCUGAAGCUCAACGUACACGCAUACAUUCACACACACACACACAGACACAUAUACCCGUAUGAUUAAUUUUACAGAUACGUUUAAGACUAAAUAAAUUAGUAAGUUAUAAAUAUACAUAAAGAAAUAUAUAUAUAUAUAUGUGUGUAUGUAUGUGUGUAUAUAUAUAUAUAUAUAUAUAUAUAUAUAUAUAUAUAUAUAUAUAUAUAUAUAUAUGUAUAUAUAUAUAUGUAUAUAUUUGUUGCAUCGAUCGUGAUCACACACAAACUCGUAGAUAGUAGGAUUAAUUCGAGCAAAUUGUGACACCUCGAUUCUAACGACAUUAUAUUAACAACCAAAGCUUCACUAUAAAAGAAAAAAAGAAACGCGUUAAACGAAACGUCGAACAAUGCUGUUCCCACGGAAAAGUGCCUAAAGUGACAACGGACGGAGCCGUUACUUUAUUAUCAAUUGUCUAAUUACGCAUGUGAGACUCGGGCUCUCGGAGCAGUAUGUAGAUACGUAUAUAUACAGGGUGUCCUGCGAGGAAACCGAUAAAUUCCUGUAAUGUAAUUACAGAAAUGUUCUGGAGGUAAUCCUAAGCAAAAAAGUUUAUAUACACUAUAGAUCAAUUCGGCUCAGUUAUCGAGAUGUCAGGAAUUUUUUUUAAUAUUGUAACAGACUAAAAAAAUAUCAGACUAUCAUUUAUAAUUUUCACUUGAAUAUUAUUAUCUUAAUCAUGCUAAUUGUUUAAAAUGUUUACUUUCUGCUUGCAAACAUACUGCUACUUGUAUCAUAAACCGCUGCCGAUUAAUUUCGCUAAGUUUAAUUCUUCAUAUCUCGAUAACUGAAACGAAUUGUGAUCUAUAGUCUAUAUGAAUUUUUUGGCUUAGAAUGAUCUUUAGAAUACAUUAUAGAAAUAUGUUUGUUUCUUCGCGGGACACCCUGUAUAAGGCGUCCGGUAAAAGUCCCGCUGUAAUUGGCGGCGGGACGAUCCCUCUGAAAACAGAGAAAAGAAUUAGUGAGAAAUGUAAAAUAUUCCCAGGAUACGCGCAAUCUUCGCAACGAGAUCGUAGUUGUGAACGGCACUGUCGUGGAGAGGAAUUAAGUUGGAACCUGAAAGAAACGUUCAAAGUUAAGUCACAAAGUUAGUCGCAGAUGUGAGCGCGCACGAAAGAUUGUGCAAGCAGAAGCAAGUUUGUAACAAAGCGCAAAGCAACGCGAGGAAGUUACGUAGAAUUACAUCAAUAAUCACACACAAUGCAUAAUUAUAAAUAACUGACACACAAUCGUUCGCGCGCGGCUCUCUCGUCGGGCCUUUUAAACUCAACUUUGGUCGCGUUGCUCUUCCCGCGAAGUUCAUCCGAGUGAAUUUCCGUAACGUAUCGUUGCAUAUUCUCUAUCAUUGUACCUCACCAUCUCGCAGGAUCAGUCGAAACUAACUCCUUCAUGUCGCGCUGAUGCUUCCUCGCGAGGAGUGAUCACCUCGCCGCCAAUAAUAUGUCGCGAUUUAUCGGACGCCCCGCGUGUGUGUACACACACACGCGGAACGAAUUUAUCAUUGUAGCAGCAUUGCAACCGAAUUAAUUUAAGCGUAUUGCUUAUGUUGUCCUCAUCUCUUUCUGUUCUCUUUUUCUUUUCCUUUUUUCUUUCCUUCUUUACAUUUAGUUAGGAGUAACGUAGCGGGAAGAGAGUGGGUAGAGAAUCUUUCUGUAAGAUCCGUCGCACGGAAGAAGAGGAUAAUUUAGACUAUACGGAAAUCAUUUCGGUGAAUUUACUUGGUUUCGGUUCAUUUUCUUUUUUUUCCUCUCAUAGACCUGAUAGACGCGCAUCGGACAUAUCUAUUUUUUUUCGUAGGGAUUAAGGGGGCGAAGAUGCGGGCUGGGUGCGAAAAGGGUGCAGAGAGAAAAGAAAUAGAGUUAUAUAUAUACAUAUAUAAAUAUAUAAUCGGAAUCGUGCGAUCACACACAGACGACGAUUGUUAUCGGUAGUUCGUUCCUCUUGCAACGCGUCUGAAGAAUAAAGGGAAGAAAAAGAAUUUUGAUACAUACAUAGGCACACACACACACACACACACAUACACACGCGCGCGCGCGCGCAAAACACACAUCUGACAGUCACGCGGCGAUCGCAUGCGAGCGGUGCACCGCGAGUUCAUAUAUUUUGUCUACGCAGAAAUUCUUUCACGGGCGUCUCUCCCGAGAGACGCGAGAGACAGGCGACGUCGCGGGACACCGAAUAAUUGUAAAUUAUUAUCAAUAUUGGCCUGCUCGCGACCUUAGGAACAUAAUGACGAUAUUGUAAGUAAUAAUGAUCAUAGAUAGAGCACGAGAGAGGGUACGUUUAUAAACGAAGCUAUACGUGUUUAAGUGCGAGAGAGAUAGGGCGAGUACGCCACGUAAGGAGCUAGAUUUACGUUCUUGAGCUUAUUUAUUACGUUAUUAUGCAUUAACGCGUUGUACAUAUAGAACGGUAAUUAUUCUAUACUUUUUAAUCGAUCAAUCAUAUGACACACAGACGUUUCUCAAAACGAAUCGCGUGCGCGUCCCGUUCCGAGUUCGACUUUGCCUCGAUCACGAUGGACGCGGAUAGCGUCAGGUCGGCGAUCAAGGCGGGACGCGUCGGUUUCCGGGAAUUUUUCUUUCCCUUUCCUUUGCCCUUCGCGUUUCUCAUUCUCCUUUUCACGUUUUCUCCUAUCUUUUACACGCGCUCGCGUGAAGAAAAAUGCGGCCGAUCGGGCCUCUCCUAUCAUUCGGCAUUCGCCGCGCAUCGCCACGUUCCUGUUAACAAAUGCGAGAUUCUCCUUGCACCCCGCGUUACAAACUGCCGGCGGGAAAUUCUCUCGUUUAAGUUUUCGUGCGAGAAACAGCGGCGGAACAAUGUCGCGGGAACAGUCGUCGCGUCAGAGUAACGGUUGCGUCCAGCAGAGAGAGGGAGAGAGAAGAAAAAGAAAGACAGCUGCUUUGCAACUGUGAUAAAACUUGCGAAUCUGAUCGGUAUAUUCUCUGGGAGCCAGCUGGAUCUAACAGCAUGCACGAAAAUGAAUUUACACGAAAAUUGCAACGGUUGCAAAGCAGUGUUUUCUGCUGAACGUAGCUAAUGUCUCUAAUCGACAGUUGGCCACGUGCGUCUCACGAUCUUUUGCGCGCACAGUCGAAGAGAAGACACGAAAUUCGUAUUUCGCAUCUUCUCAAGAAUUCAUCGCGGAAUGAUCUCUCGCGUACACGGAUUUGGAUGGUUUUUUUUCGUAAAGUUUUUUUUAUCUCGAGAUGUCGGGAAUACCAAAUAGAAGGCCUAAGAGUGGGGCUUUUAUUUGAUUUUUGUCGAAGUUUGCAACAGUAUAAUAGUCUGGAAUUUCUGAGUUUGUAUAAAAAAUAGCUGCGACUGUCUUGGAUCAUUGUAUCAUAGAUUUUCUCUGUUACAUUAUCGCAUUAUUUGCCUUAUUGUUAUACACAGAUUUAGCUGAUUUAUAUUAUUUAUCACAUAUUAACGUUUCUUACAUUGGUUUUACGUUAUCGGUAAUUAUUCGUGAUUAUUCACAUUCAAUUGCGAUUUGAUUGCUUCACCCGGAUCGGUUGAGUCUCGAUAAGUGAUCUCAAUUUCUAGUCUAGUACCAGUUUAAAUUCUCUUCUCGUGUGUCAUUGGGAAAACAGAUAUUCAGAUCAUACGUCUUUGUCUCUCACUAGAUUUUACUUCUGUAAUAUUGCCAUGCAAAUUGGAGAUUGCCGAGAGGAAGAAUAAAAAAAAGGAAGGUAAUGCGCUUGUAAAAUUGUCCUCGUAAAAUUUAAUUCUCCACUCGCACGAAUAGUAGAGAGAAAAGCAUUUACUCGCACGUGGCCUCGAUUUUUAUCAUGCAUGCGUCAUUUAAUCGAAUAUACACACUCGAUCAUUGUCGUUACACACGAGUCAAUUCACCAUUUAGCCGUCUGCAAUUUUACCUUCGUAUUUACCUUACAGUCGAGAUAUUCGCUAUUUUAUACGCGUACAGAUGAGAGUUUCUAAUAGUCGCAUUAUUUUCACGCGCACCCGCGUUGUUCCUCCGCGAUAUCGUUCGUUCGCGAAUUUACGCGGGGCGAUAACGAUUAACGUCAUUAACAUUAAUCGCCCAUUCGCAUUUUCACGAGGUCGCGGCUGUUUUGCGCGGUCGCGCGCGUCGAGGUGGGUUUCUUCGUGCAAGAGAAUCUGGCAUCCGCGGAGGAACGGUAUAUAUUCCUCUGGUAUAAUGUACAUAUAAAUAUACCUCUGAGCAUUGAGGACAUGUAGAUACCUGCUCUGCGACGUAAGGUACACAUAUAUACACACACGCUCAUACAUUUACAGAUACACUGACAUAUUAAAAAAAAAAACGACCCACAAGCAUACAUUUCUAUAUUCAUAAUACGAAUAUAUAACGCAUGCACUUGUGCGCGCGAAUGUACGAAUGAAGGUAUGUGGGUAUUAAAUGUAAAUUGACUAUAUAUAUAUUAUAAUAUACACACGGCGUUAUAUAUAUAUAUAAAUAAAUAAAUAUAUAUAGUAUAUAUAUAUAGUAGAUAUAACACUAUAAUAUAAAAAGCACUUCGCGGUAUGUUAUACAUAUAAAUGCUCUAUUUUACUGAGGAUAUUUUUGAUAUAUAUCUAUAUAUAUAUAUGAAUAUAUAUAUAUAUCGAAGAGUAAAGAGAGAGCACUGGCGGCGAUAUAGCGAUUGAUCAAUAACAUAGAUAUCGUUAUUGACCAUCGGCGGGAUUAUCUAAAAUCGCAAAUAGCCGUUUGUGGAGUGUGCUGCAAAGAGAAACUAUAUAUAUAUAUAUAUGUAUACUUAUGUAGUAAUUAUGUAAAACGAGAAGCGGACAGAGCGAGUGCAACGCGUGCGUACCGAUUUUUUCAUCUCACUUCUCACUCUUGUGAUUAAUGAAAUUUUAGUGGCUAGGCUUUCCGCGUGACUCGCUAUUGACUGAGAGAAAAACGGAAACUUUAACGGACUCUCCUCUUUUCUUUCGCAGCGAAAAGGCAAAAGAAAAAAGAAAAGGGAGAAAGAGAUAACUCGAAGAUCAUUUGUUAUUGUCGUGAGACUUGUUAUUUGUCGAUCCUUGCAGUUAUAUAUCAUUGCGAUAUGUGCGCGUGAGAAAGACUCUGUAUAUAUUUUAUCGUAACGUUCUGAGCGAUACACUCACGUGCUUUCUUUCGAAAUACCGCGAUUGCCCUUACAGGACAAGGAAGGACGAGGAAGCGGACAACGCUCAUUGCCGGCGCGAGUUUCCUCUGUAUUAUUUUGCACGAAAUCAAGUUACGCGGAAGUACUCGUGCGGAGUGUCCCCCCCUUUUUUUAUAUGUAUUUUUGAUCCCUCGUCGAUGAGUGAGUGAGUGAAUGAGCGAGCGCGAUUCGGAAACUGCGAGGGAACAACCCACGGAACGUUCGCCGUUCGCAAAUUCCGAGCUCUCGUUCGCGUCGAAUUGCGCGACGCACUCGAUUUUUUUUCGGUUUUCGACGAGUGGUCUCGCUAAAGAGUUGUGCACUACUACACGCGCUUUCGUAUAUUUUUUUUGUCUGUCUGUCUCAACGGCACACUCCACGGCGCGGCGUCCGGCCACGUGUGCACACGUGCGAUGCGCGCGACGAAGGAAGAUAUUGGAUCGCGAGUGAACUGAGUUUAAGUUUGAGAAAUUCUAUUUUUCUGGCGGCACAGAGAAAGUAUAAUUAUCGUGUUGCGAUGUCGGACGAACGGUGUCUUGACUCUUCGGACGACCGAUUGCGUUGACUUUGCGCUUAGAGACAAUCAUUGUAGGGAGACAGAAAGUAUCAUUCGCGGGAGUCAAUUGUUUCUCUUGUUUUUCGUUUCGAAAAGUCGGAUCUGUGUUAAUAGCUGUUACUUUUCUUUUCUAAAACUUGGUUCAAGUGAGACUUUCAGAUUUGAAUUUAGAAUCAGACGAUUACUUUCCAGUUGAAUCACGAUUAACAAAUAUAAGUGUCAUAUGUAUCAUAAUUCAAUUUAAAAGCUUGGAUCGGACCUUGAAUAAAAAUCUGAAUAUCUUACACGAAACAAGUUUGAAGUGACAAAGUACCAGUAAGUACCAGAAAUAACAGUAAAAACUGUUAAUAUGAACCUAAGGCUCUUAUUAAUAUUUGCCGCUUGGAACUUGUCUCAUAUAUACUCAGAUUUUUAUUCAGAGAUAAAUCCAAAUUUUUUAUUUGUAUCAUAUGAUAAAUAUGAUAUUGUAUGAUACAUGAUAUUGUAUGAUAAUUUAUAUAUAAUAUCAUUUAUAUUAUUCGUGAUUCAACUGAGAAACUCUCCUUUAAUUCUGAACUCAAAGUUGAGUAUCUCACUUAAAGUUUCACGUAACAACUAUUAAUAAGGUUCGUAUUAAUAAGUUGUUACUUGAAACUUGUUUCAAACUGGAUUUUUAGUUUCGAAUUUAUAAUUAGAUGUGAAUUUCUCAAUGGAAUAGCGAUUAUAAAUAUAAUGUGGCAUAUAUCAUACAUUUUAUUUGAAGAAUUUAGGCCGUAUCAAUAGUCCUUACUUGAAGCUUGUUAUCUCACAUGAAAUCCUCAGAUUUGUCUUUAGAGUUAGAUCUGAAUUUUUCAAUGAUCACAUGAUGCACAUGACAUUAUACUUACAAUCGUGAUUCUUUAAAAAAAUUCAUUCUAUUUAAUUAUAAAAAAUUAAUUUAAUUAUAAAAUUUAAUUAUAAUUAAUUUAAUUAUAAAAAAUUCAUUCUAUUUAAUUAUUUAAUUCUAAACUCUCAAAUACGAGCAUCUCGUUUGAGAUAAGUUUCAAGUAAUGAGUAUUAAUAGUUAUUGUGAAACUCGUUUCAAAUGAGAUUUGAAUUAGAUGGGAGUUUUUCAGUUGAAAUGCGCGCGAUCACAGAUAUAAAUGUCACAUAUAUCAUAAUUUAAUUGAAAAACUUGAAUCUGACAUUGAAUCAAAGUGUAAUGCCCAUAUUAAUAGUUAUUAUUUGAAACUUAUCCUACAUGAAAUACUCAAAUUUGAAUAUAGAUUUAGAUGAAAGUUUUUUAUUUGAAUUAUAUAAUACAUGCGACAUUAUAUUUGCAAUUGCGAUUCAGCUGAGAAACUCAGGUCUAAUUCUAAAUCAAGAUCUAGAUGUCUUAUAUAUCUGGGUGUUGUCUGAAGUAAGUUUCAAGUAGUCUUUAUUUUACUUUAUUUCAGUUUACCAUGUCAAGAAGUUUUUAAGUUUUACCUUAACCUUAUUUUUACAUUUUUCCUAUAUCUCUACUUCUUUCUUUUCCUUUUUCGCUUCUUAUCCUACUCCUUUUCCUUUUACUUUUUUUUACCUCUUAUCCUAAAUAUUUCUAAUCCUAUACUUGGCAAAUUCUAUCCUUUGGAUUUCUUAUCCUUAAAUUUCUUAUCCUAGAUUCUCGGAAGUUUGCCAUGUCUUCCGAGAGGAAAGUAAGUUUCAAGUAGCGAUUAUUAAUACGUAUCUUGAGCCUAUGUUAAUAGUUAUUGCAUCAGAAAAUUUAGAUGGGAGCUUUCCAGUUAAAUUGCGGUAAUAGAUAUACAAAUGAUACAUAUAUCAUAAUUUAAUUGGAAAACUUGAAACUUCUAACUCUGAAUAAAAGUUUAAAUACGCCACAUGAGAAAAUGUGACAAUUAUUAAUACGAGCCUCAGAUCUAACUUUGGAUUCAAAUCUGAAUAUCUCACGUGAGACAAGUGUCAAGUAAAGACUAAUAUGGUUCUAAAAGAGACGUUGAAUACAUAAUUUAUAUAUAUGUAAUCGUGACCAUUUGAAUUCUCAAACUCCUUUUACGCGGUUGACGGUCGAUGUAAGAUUUUUUUUUUUUUUAUUUACGUGGCGACAUUUGGCUGUCGACAGGCAAGAUUGUCUCACGACUGUCGCAACUUAUCGUAUGCUCAAUUUAGCCCCGAUCUGAUCGGCAUCGCGGAUCCUAAGAGUCAAUGUACGUUCCGAAGACGCGUCGGGCGCGGGUUAUGCCCCCGCAUGCGAGGAAAUGUUGUGAAAACGCGAGUGGAUGAAGGUGCUGCUGCGGAAGCUUCGACCCAAGACCAAUUGUUUGUCACAACGUCAUACCCUGCGUCGUGUACGGCGUUUUAACAUGAAAGCAAAAUCAUAUCACACGGAGACGACGUUUGGAGUGUUUGAAAAAUAUAUAAAACGACAAAAAAAAAGAAGAAAAAAAAAGACAUCCGUCGGUUUCGUAGAUAGAAUUCAUGCGUGAUAAGUUAUAAUAGAUAAGAGUGAAGGAAGUGAUGCAGAGUUUGUUAGAAAAUUAUUUUAAACGUAUUAACAUAUAUUAUUUGUAAUAUAUAUGUAUAUCAUUAUUAUGUUCCGUUUAGUUAUUCCAUGGGGGAAAAUAUGGUGAUGAUGAUGAUGAUGAGAGAGAUGAUGAUUUGUAACGUUGCGAGACUUGCAACGAGUUUGCUCAAGUGUGACUGCGACCAAAUUCUCUGACACGUGUAUAACGCGAAGUGUGUGUGUGUGUGUGUCAACUGUGUAUUCACGGUAGCAGCUUCAUCCGCUUGUCAUCGAUCGACCGUUUCGCUUCUCCGAUGACAAAGGCACCGGUGCGCGCGCGCGCAUUAGGAUCCGUUUAAUUAAUUCGCGACUAGACAUUAAUCGUGAAUGAAUCUUUUUACGAAUUCGAUCUUGUCAAUUAUGUAAUUUUUUUUCUUUAGUAUGAAAUCACGAAAAGUGAAUAAUUUUGCAGUACUCGGAGGCGAUCAUGAAUCUUUUCCUCCGAUGUAAACUCGUGAAAAAAGUGAACAUUCAUAUAUAUUUUCAAGAUUAGAUUUGUCACUUUUCACAAGUUCACACUGGGGGAAAAGACUCACGAUUGACCCUGACGGUCCUCUCGGACGCGUGGAAACGCGACUCCCUCAAUGAAUAAUAUCUCGUCUCAUUCGAAUUUGCAAAAUCCGCGCGCAUUUUUGUCAUCGCGGACGGCGAAACGGAAGAGAUAUCGCGGCCUUGGCGACGAAUGGAUCUCGAAGAUAGUAGAAAGCGAAAAGAAAAAGAAGUAAAUGAGAGUGUUUCUCGAAGCGGCGAAUGUGAUGGGGAGAAAAGCGAGGAAAAUUGCGUUGCGUCGCGCAAAAUGUUUCGGUGUUCUUUGCGUGCGCGUGGACGAGACUAUUUUUCAAAAAAAAAAAAAAAAAAAAGGGAAAAGAAAUAGCCGAUGCGGCGAGAUCGAGGAGACGAGCGAUCGAGUCGCGUUUUGAUAUCGUGUGCCUUUUUAAUAAGCGCGCUGAGUCUGCCUGAUGCCGUCAUUCGAGUCUCCCCUUCAAAUUCGUUAAUCAAAUUCGAUCGUGGCGGUGGAUACUUUUUUCUUCUUUCUUUUUUUAUUGCUUUCAAGUUACGCGGCGUUUAAAGCUUCCCUCGCGAGCUUUCUACUUUUGAGGGGUGGGAGGAAGGGAAGGUACGACAUGUUUGCAAAUUCGCAAAUUGCAUUCGCGAUCACAGGACUCGAGAUUUCGUGUGUGCUAUUCAGACAUUCUCUGCGAUAUUUGCAAAUCAAACGGCUUUGAUUUCCGCGUCCUUGGGAUUCGGCUUCUCAUCUCUCGAUCGGCCGUCUCUCUCUCUCUCUCUCUCUCUUUCUCUCUUACAAAAGUGAUAUUUUAUUAGUGGAACGGAAGGUGGUAUAGAAAUGAAACGUGUAAACGCUGCAUGAAAUCGAAGUAAAUGAGAAGCAAUAAACGCGCACUUAGAUUUUAAGACGUGUAGCUGGAUCUCUCGAGGAUGGCGAUUUUAUUAUACGUCUUUACAGACGUCUCUGCGGACACGCCGAGCACUCCGCGCGAGUCCGUGUCAUUCGUGUCUUUUUUUCUCUCUUUCUCUCUCUCUCUCUUUCUCUCUCCCCCCCCCCUUCCCUCUCUCGUUCAGAGGUGUCCCUGAGAAAGCAGAAGAAAAACUGAAAGAAUUAAUAGUUAAGUUCACGACGAAUUCAAGUGAAUUAAAAGGAAUGGCAAGUAAGAGUUGUCAUCGCAUUUAUCUUUUGCGCAACUUUUGCACAAGAAGCGAUAUCAAACGUCGACAAUUGCGCGGUAUAUCCAUGUAGUUAGUAAAGUAAUAAUUACGAAGUAAGUCUGUCACCACAAGAAAUUUCUUCCACUGAUUGGUGAGUUGUGCGGCUUUUAUCGUCAUCUUGGACUCUAAUUAUCUAAUUGUUUGUGAUAUUCACAGAAUAAUAUUGAAUAUGACUGUUCUUUAAAAGAGAAAGUAUAAUUUACUGAAGGAGAUCGGUCACACUAAUCAAUGUUGAGCUUUAAGUUGCUCACUGAACGUAUCGAUUUCUAUCGAUUAAAUGCCUCUAAAUGUAUAAAUCUUCUGAUUGGCUUUCGGUCACAUUUAGAGACGCUUUUAUCGAUAAACAAGAGUUUUCAGAACAAGGGUUAAAGUGAAACGCAUACAAACAUAUUGACUCAGUAUUCGACUCACAGUUUCAAAAUUAUAACAAUAGAAGAAUAGGGGAUAGUAUCAUAGAAGAUCCAUCUAUAGUACACGCAGACAGAUUUGUGAUCCAUUGUGUUUCACUAUGUAGAGAGAAACUAUUAUUUUAUUACAAAAUUAUAUACAAAUACAACAAGUAUAUAAAUAUAUAAAUAUAUAUAUAUAUAUAUAUAUAUAGACGGAAAAUAAAUAAUCUAUAGAAAUGUACACAUAUACAUAUAUAUAUAUAUAUAUAUAUAUAUAUAUAUAUAUAUAUAUUUCGUUACAAACAUUAUAUCAUAAACGUUGGGAAGUGUUUAUUGGUUUUGAUUGUAUAAACGUUGUGAUAAUGGAUCAUAACAGCUAAUUCGGUAUUAUUUUGCACAUUAUUUUUUUGACAUUUUAUGCGCAAUAUUUUAGAUUUUAAUCUUUUAUAAUGUCAAUGUGCAAAAUUAUUAACCGAUGAUUACGAGACCCGCGUUAUUAUUUAAUUUAUAACAUAUAAUAAUAGUUCGCAUUCUCCCAGACUUAUAAUUCAAUGCGUUAGUCAUUGUACUGAUCUCUCGUUAGUGAGUGUUCCGAGCGUUAUUUCAUCAUUGGAUAAUUAUACAAGGAUUGCGAUUGUAUGGUUGGUGAGAAGCUACCUUCAUAGUUGUAUCAUCAGAGUUUAGCAUUUCGACAUAUUUGCCGUUCAGCGGGAGAUCGUAUACAAACGCGAUUAAUUGCAACCCAAAAUUCAUGCAAAUUUUUAUUUUGUUCGCGUGUGCAAUUUUUGUUUGUUUGGACGUCGCUUUUAACUUACGCGUAUAAAUCGUUGAAGAGGGUCACUUAUUAAAAGGAUGGCCGAAAUAUCGAAACUUGAAGACACUUGUUAUACAAUAUAAAAUAAUGCGCUAAUAAUUGUGGCAACAAUGCUUUACUUACCAUUCCUUUUUCUAUGUUUGAACAAAAAAAGAAAGAAUGUCGCGACGACCGAAUCGAUGUCGUGAAAACGAUUCCUUCCACUGUUCUCUCUUCUCGACAAUGUGUUCAAAAAUUCAAUGUCAGCGUCACCGCGGAGAUUGAAUCGCGUGGUCGAAGACUUAUUUGCAAAAAUCAAGGGAGAAAAUUUGUGGCAUCAUCUGCAUUCCUCCUCAGAAAUUGCGAAAGUCAGUUCGACUGGAUUUUCUCGAAUUAAAGAUUUGUUGCUUCGAAUUCUCGUCGAAAAGAUUUUCGAGCCGUCUGAGCCUUCUUUCGAGCGAGCAUAUGGUUCACUUAUCUUUGAGAAUUUCCUUUACUUUACCUAGAGAUAUCCAAGAAACCAAACAGACGUGACUUAAUUCAAGUGCAUGAUAUGAUAUCCAGAAUGUCAUUCCGCGAUAAGAAGACUAAGGGAAAGAAAGAGAGAGAGAGAGAGAAAAAUGUGGCCUUCAUCAUCCGCGUGACACGAGAAGCUUUUUCAGAAAGUCGCACGUGGUCGUAUCGGGGACCGCGCUGUGUUCAGUGAUCCCAUUCUGCAACUUUUAACGACAGUGUCCUCGAACGUUACGUCGUUGUCGCGCAGCUUUUCUACUGUUAUAUUUUACUUGCGUAACAACGAAGUAGCAAUAACGACACUUGAUGAUGGAAAGCCGUUAAAAAUUACAGAACAGGUAUACAGGUGCCUCAAAAAACGAACGACUUAGCAUUCGUUCUUAGAUACUACGAGCCAAACACGAUCGAGCGAUGCGUCAGCUCGAUCGUGCAUCCGAUGACGACGCGACCAAGAAUGCAAUAGAAAGUCCCUGAGCCUUUUUAGUCCGCGCUUUUCCCGAUACGGCCCGAUUUCGGUCCCGUUUUCCCGAUAUUUUCCGUUAUCCCGUUUCGUGGAUGUGUCGAAACGCACAACUUUUGGAACAUGGACAGAGAGAAAGAGAGAGAGAGAGAGAGAGAGGAGGGGGAAAAGAAGGGAAGUUCUCGUUGCGACUCGAGUGCGUUUUUACGCGUCGCGAUCGCUCGUUUGCUCUUCGCAAUCGAACCGCGACUACGAAUCGCUCCAGGGUGUUAUUUUACGACGCGAGAAAAGAUGCGGAACUUGCAAUAUGGUAUAGACGUGCAUUAUUCCUUAAAAAAAUAUAUCAAAAUUUAAAAGGUGGGACCAUUUCCUGAGGAGUCGUAAUUUUGAAAUUCAAAUACUGAGACGAUCUCUCUGAAGUACAAUUUUACCGAGAUAUCAAGGAAUUGUCUCCUUAUAUAGCUGCAUGAAAAAAAGAGUUUGUUAUCGGAAUUUUGUUCAAAUUGACAAGAUUUCUGGUUAACUUGAACAAAAUUCACUGGGAAGAAACACUUGAAAAUUUACUUGUGGGACAUAAAGUUUAUUUGUGUGAAUAAACUUUAUAUCCCGCAAAUAAAUUUUCGAGUAUUUUUACUUCCCAGUGUGAGUUGAAGCGGAAUUUUCGUGUUUCACCAGAAACUUGCUCAAUCCGACAAAACGUUUUUUCUCGUGCGCAAGGUCAUCAAUGAACACCGACCAAUAACAGUAACAUCACAUCAAUAUUCUAAUUUCUCAUUCGACAACGUAACUGUGGUGUACAUGUAUUAUAUUACACUCGCUGAGUGAGAAAUUAUAACAUUGAUGUAGAGCAACAAUGUUAAUUGAUUACUGAGUCGGUAUCUAACUCUCUGUUCAUUUGCAGCAGGAGUGCAGCCAAAAGGGUGAAUGUUCCUUCUCGGGACAAUUGUACACGUCGGGAGAAUUGUAUUUCCGGAAUAUGUCGUCUCGCUUUACAGGAAACUCCGGGAAAUUGUCCCAAUUUUGGAGGUCUUGAUUUUUCGGGACAAUGCGCGUCCACAUUUGCAUUAUUUGCAAUGUUCCCAAUGCGGUUAGUGGUGAAGUUGGACGCGGAUCAAAAGGGGAGGGGAGGGGAAAGAGAGGGAGGGAGUGAUCGAUACCGGCGGCGAAUCACCGAGGUGUACAUCCGCCGAUCGAGAGUUCUCGGCGCGUCUUAACGACGUGUAAUUAAGAGUUAUCGUUGCGCCCUUACGUAAGACUAAUGUUAAGAUUAUUAUUUUGUACAAUAAGAUCCUCACGAUACUGCGCGAUACUGCCCGUCACGACCCGUCGGCGCACCGUGACACCGUAAUUAACUUCACGUACGUUCGUCUAAUUUAGUUUCGGCGCGCGAUAACGCGCUAUCGCGCGACAUCGUCGCGAGUUACGAUGUAUGGGAGGGAAGCGGUUGAUGAUGGAUCGCGCCGAGACCGUUGUUGGUGUGCACGCGAUCCAAAUCGAUUGCGAUCGCUCUCUCCCUCCCUCUCUCUCUCUCUUUCUCUCAAGAGAGCGACGCAGCAUCAGCGGUACAUCGAUGCCGGUAUCGGUCCCCUGUGAGACCGCUUAUCACUCGUUGCAUCGUCUGAUUAUGACGAUCUCGGACGACGAAAGAGACUUUAUGUCGCAGCAAUAAUCGUCGCGGUGAAUGAUUCGCGCCUUUUCCACGGGAGAUCGUUUCGUCCGAGAGGAACGCGUACACUGAGAAGAAAAGACCACCUGAACAUUAAUUUGUGGGGUAUAAAGUCUGUGAAAUAAACUUCAUUUCACACAAACAAACUUUAUAUCCCAUAAACAAAUAUAUCCGGGUAUUUUCUCUCAGUGCGACUAAUCUCGUUCGAUCGAGGAAGAAGCGCGGGACGUUCGAUCGGGAAAGAGAUCUAUCUGUCUGUCGAUCGCGAGCAUGAAAAUAAAAGUAAAUAGCGAAAAGAAAAUAAAAAUAGUGAUCCUCAGAGGAGAAUGAAGAAUGUAGACAUACAGGAAAAAGGGAUAAAGAGCGAGCAGAGGAGGGGGAGGCCUCACCUCUGUGUGUUCGGGGCCUUAUCCGAUCUCGGCGCGUCCAUGCUCACACGAAUACAUACACACACACAUAAAGGCGUGUAUACUAUACAUACACAUACAGACAAUACAUUCACAUACAUACAAUAACAAACACGCAGUUACAACUAUUAUGUUAUUUAUAUUAAUAUUAACACACGUUAACGUUAUUAUCAUGGUAAUCCUUUGUUUAUUUAGUCUUUAAGUACAAUAGUUACGACAAUUAGUUCUCGAUCCUUUGUAUAUAUAUAUUCGCAACUCUCAAUAAAAAAGGUAAAAAAAAGG